AUGCCUCGUCGGUCGGAUAGUUCGCUACCGACUCUGCCCCGAUCUGAAGUGAGACAGUCGCUGGGUGGAGAGACAGAUCAAUUGGAUGCGUUUGUUUACUGCUCUGCUUACGCGCCUGAAGACUACGAAAAGUACAAAGAGGCCCAUAAGAAUCAGACUGAAGUCAAGACGGGUAAUUUGGGCACUUAUUCAGAUGUGACCUUCGAAAGAAAAGAGAUCAAGGACCUGAUCCAUUCCAUCACCCACCAGAUCAAAGCAGCCGGAACCCGGACUGCCCUUCUAAUUCUUCCUUUCCGCCCUCAGCAGUUUGACGUGAAAUUGAAGAGAUUUUUGGACGACGUGUUUCAUGAUGGAAGGCCCGUGGCUAAGGCCCAUCAUGAUUCUGUGAUCCGAGCUACUGAUGUUCAUACGCUGAUGAGCGCGCUCAAAUUUUUAUGGUGCCGCUUGCCUGGGAACUGCAUCAUUGGCUGGAAAGCCUAUGCUCAAUUUGCUACCAAAGAAGAGGAACAAGGCUUUCCCAAGAAUUCUUUUCUGGAGAUCAUGCCUUCCUGUCUAUCGAGUGGUGCACAUGCCUCGAUUGUAUACGAUUUCAUGGACUUGUUGAUAUCAUUUGCCGGCCAUGCCAAGGAGAACAUGUUGAGUGCACGGAAGAUAAGUAAAGUGUGCGGACUAUGGGCGUUUCAUCCAGUAAGAACUCCUAAAGAUGGUCUCCCCAGUUUUGAGAGAGGAAUGUCUGAAUGGGUUCCUGCUGCUGAUGCCAUGUUCCACAUCUUCUUGUCAUUUCUCAACUCCAUGAGUCCCGAGUCCAGGUCCUCACCCAAUCAGUUGCCGAAGGGCUUGCAGAGUCUGCUCGCCAGUAAUGACUAUCCCCCAGAAUCGACCACGGCGACCCCCAAACAUCUCCAGGAGGUGCCAAUGAUUACUUUGAAGGUUAACCAUCCUUCCCGCUCACCUGCCGAGAUGAUUGCGAGGAUAUCGAAGACUCUUUCGUUUGAGGAUCCGAAGUUGUUUUAUAGCAGAGAGGACUAUCUCCUGUUGAAGAGACUUUUCAAGGACCCCCAGUCGUUGAUGUCGAAGCUUUCUACCGAGGGCCGCAGAUUACUGGACAAUAUGUGCCUGGCCGAUGACGAAUUUGAGAACUCUCCGAACAAUGUGAUGGCUGAACUCGUUCCUGGCUGGUGCAAAGACCCUGCCGAUGAGAGGGCAGAACCAAAGACAGGCGACUACUUCACUGCAGAUGUCAGUAGGACGUUUAUUGAUGACUACUUUAUCUGGACAUGGUUAUGCUCUCUAGGUGUCGAAGAAACGAGUAUCAAGAAGAAGACGUUUGGAAAGACAUAUGUUUUGGAGGUUGAGAUUGCAGAAGGAUUGAAGAAGUGGGUCAUAACCGAGGAACAGGUCAUCGGCAAGGACGGCUACGAUAUCGAGCUAGAGAUCAAGCAGGAGAAACUCAAGAAAAUCAAUCGUGAAAUCAAGGAGGCUGAACAGAAGAAGGCAACCAGAGCCACCUUGGCCCCAGUCAAGGAUACCAAGAUUAACUCCAAUGGGCCUCCACCUCUUCCUGAUAAGGAUUUCAAGAAAGAAGCUCUUCCUGUGGCACCUCAUAGAAUGUUCAAGGACCAGCUUCCUCCUACUCCUGAGCAAACGACUGUUGAAGUUGACAAUUUGGCUAUAGAAUCACCCCCUCAACAGCAAGCAUCUCCUCCAAAGAGUGCCGAUGUUCGUGCAUACGAAAGUGGGUCUGCAUCCCCUGAGAGGAGAAUUAGACGUCCAGGUCCACAAAAACUGGCUGAAAAAUCUGCUGUUGAGCCUUUGCCAGUUUCGCCCGCUCAUGCAAAGCAACCGCAAUACCAGCAAGAUGCUCCACAGCAACAGCGAAGAUCGCCUGUAAGGGAUGGGCCAGCUCCAGUGCAAAUGACUUAUCAGCAAGCCCCUAACUAUGGAUAUAUGGGCCCUCAGGGUGGAAUGUAUGCCCCACCUGGUCCUCAAGUAUAUUACGAAAACGCCCCGCAGUACGGAUAUGUGCAGAACCAGCAGCAGCCUACUUCUCAGUAUCCAGCCGGAAGAUCACCUGUGAGGCAGUAUCCAAACCAGUUGCCCGUUUCGCAAUCUCCAAAUCAAGCACAGCCUGCAGUUGAUGAAGAGAAACCUGCAGUUCCGCCAAAGGAUAACAUUUCUGAAAAGCCACGGAUAAGAAAAAUCACUCCUGAAAGGCCUGGCAGAUACAAUGGACCUUCUCUUAGUGGUAUUCAAUUCGAGGCUCCUCAGGAAUCUCCAAGAGUUGCGGCUUCUCCGAAGGUUCAGGUUUCUCCGUCUGUUUCUCCUUUGAGAAGGUCAGAAUUCUCAGGGUUGACUGAAGCUUCUCCGUCAAGAUCAUCUUAUCAUACGGCAGUGGAGCUGACUUCCCCAGGAAGGGGGGCUGCAAAUGGCGGUAGAAUGAGCAAGCUGAUAGAGGAUUUGGACGAUCUUGAAGAACAGAUGAGGAAUGUGAUACUUGAAAAUGAAAACAGUCAAAAUAGCGAGCAAGAGGAGCCUGAAGAUGACAGAUAUCAGCAAAAGGAUGAACCGGUUCAGUUGCUGCCAGUUUCUCCCGAGAUCAAGCAUUCAAAUGCGUCCGUCAACAAGGAACUGCAGAAGGACCAUACACGCGAACAACCGGAGCUGCCUCGGGAGCCUCGUCAAGAACAGUCGUCCCAACGCUCUAAUGAGCCUAUAUAUGUAUCACGUAUUGAUCCCAAAACUAUGGAGAUUGAGCCAGGCUUUGCUGAAGAAGAUGUCGGGGCUGAGUAUAAAGAAGAGAAUUAUACGGAUCCAAACGUCGCACACCGUCAGGGCAGAACACUUCUGUCACCGGGACCGCUUGAAGGUUUAAGUCAGGUGAGAUCGCAGGUGUCAUCAAAAUCUUCGGGCUCGGCUUAUUCUCUUGAUCCUCGUGAUACGAGAUCGCGUACCAGCGAACCUCGCUCACAAUCACCUCAGAUUGGCCAAGGUCAACAACAGCAGCCCGUGUCGAGGUCAAGGCCACCGGUUAAGCAGACUGUCCCAGGCCACCCACAGUACUAUGCUCAAGGACCUCAGCCGGUGCAUCCUGGCUUUUACGACCCUCAGCAGUAUGGUCAGGGUUAUCCUCAAGGUUAUGCUCAAGGCUAUCCUCCACAGCCUGUUCCACAAGGCUAUCCGGCACAGCAAGUGCCUCAGGGUUACCCUCAGCAGAACCUCUACGCUGGCCCUCAACAGUACCCACAGCCUUACCCACAACCUUACCCACAACAAUACCCACAACAAUACCCUCCACAACAAAGACCUAUGUAUUACCCUCCACCUGCAGGCCACAGGCCUCCUCAGUCGCAUUCUCCUCGGAUGUCAGGUACUCCGCCUCACUAUGGCGUCCCACCGGCUCAGUAUGCAAGACCUGGUUCCAGCAGCCCGAUGAUGGGUUCUUUGUCGCCAAACCCACAAGCUGGAAUGCCUAAUGUCAGACAACAGAUGAAAGGACCACCAACUACCAGUGACAAAACCAUCAACCACAUGCCUCCAGCUGAAAGAGUGAAUAGACUACACGGCCACGGUGGUGCUGCCAAUAAAGUAAAGGCCCGCAAUGCGUUACUGAACGGAAACUUUGGAAUUUAA
Kuraishia capsulata CBS 1993 is the source of this 3630-nucleotide messenger RNA. RefSeq lists its product as uncharacterized. The record is from RefSeq and is a predicted model, not a curated record. Lineage: Eukaryota; Fungi; Ascomycota; Pichiomycetes; Pichiales; Pichiaceae. The transcript has 2 exons. Gene Ontology annotation, cellular component: cellular bud neck; cellular bud tip. The coding region runs from base 1 to 3630 and encodes 1209 amino acids.